Trypanosoma conorhini is the source of this 489-nucleotide messenger RNA. RefSeq names its product maoC-like dehydratase. Bases 1 to 489 code for a protein of 162 amino acids. The record is from RefSeq and is a predicted model, not a curated record. NCBI's taxonomy places the organism in Eukaryota, Euglenozoa, Kinetoplastea, Trypanosomatida, Trypanosomatidae. The transcript has a single exon.
AUGCUCAAGACGGGUCCGAAGUUGAUGGGUCGAACGGUCCGGAUCGGGGACACGGCCUUCAUACGCCGUGUGAUUUCUCAGGAGGACGUCGCGGCGUUUGGUCCCCUCAUUGGGGACAACAACCCUAUCCACGUCGACGAAGGUGCGGCAAAAGCCGCCGGAUUUCCCUCGACUAUAGUGUACGGUAUGCUGGCUGGCUCUCUCUUUUCGGGGCUCCUCGGCUCCGAGUUGCCCGGGCCCCAGUCUGUUUAUUUGAGCCAGACACUUCGAUUUGUGGCACCUGUCUUCGUCGGGGACGAGGUGGAGGCGCGGGUGACGCUGACGCAGUUCAAGAAGGGCAAGUGCUUGCUUGCCUUCCGCACGACGGUGAGCCGCAUUGACCGCGAAACAGGGGAGGAGACGCUCUGCGUCACGGGCACUGCAGUGGGGCUGAACAAGACGGUCACCUUUGAAGGGGAUAGUGAGUGGACGGUGCGGCUCGCGGAGUGA